AUGGGUUCCGAGACUGAUUUCGAAGACGCCGAUGCGACGGAAGCUCAGUUAUUGAGCCAAUUCCAAAGCUCCCCCGCUCGCAAAACCGCCUCGAACAAAACCCAAGACCAAGACCAAGACUCAGAGGAGAAUGAAGCCCACCAGCCACCACAACCUAGAGCUAUGAACCACUUCAUUGAAAUUACUGUGCCGGAUGUUGGUCAUGAAAGCGACUAUGAGUACCUACCAGGGCAUUUCGCCGUGCGCCGGAUUUUGAAAUUGGAUUCAAAAAACCCCCAAAAGCCCUCCUACACCGUCAGACUACAGAGUGGGGAGCAACAGACAAUGACCUACGAUCGAUUCAUGCAGCUAGAAAACAGUUCUCAAGCUUUAGACCAGUUCAAUCCGGAUUCGGAUUACAGUGAUGAUCUAGCAUUGAUUCAAAGGAACAGCCGGCAGCGCCGCCUGCGCGCAAUGUUCUCUGGAGAUGGCGCGGCAUCGGAAGAAUCCGACCCAGAUUUUCCCAGACCUAGCAGACGCCGAGAUCGCCACCGUGCUGAAUACACUCAAUAUUUUCAUAUUGAGACAGAAAGUGAGCAAGAAGAACCCUCGGAUGCUCCAGAAAGCUCCGACGACGAGCUCAAUGCUCCUCGUGCCUCUACCAGGCUACGGCAAAGAGCGAAGAAGGCCAAACCCAAAUCUUCCUCCAACAAAUACGCAGAUCCUGAUGAAGGAACACGCAGGUCGAAUCGGGAAAGAAAGUCUAUUCGGAAAAACAUGGAGGAACGGCUAGAGGAUGACCUUUCAGAAGCCGAAGCCGAGGGUCCACGCCGGCCGAAAUACACUGGGGCCCGAGAGAUCUUCAUCGAACUCGAUCGUGAUGACGAAUUCAGAAACAGACAUUUCGGAUGUUGUUCUACCUGCAACUGGUUUGAGGAUGAUGAAGAGAAGGGCAUCCUGGUGUUUUGCCAAGGCUGCAGCUCAUCAUAUCAUCAAUCCUGCCUUGGGCCCCGUGGCAGUCGAGAGCAUCUCGUCACCAAGAUUGACGAAGGAAGCUUCAUCCUUCAAUGCCGUCGCUGUCUUGGCAGUUCUCACGACAAGCAUGAUGUUCGUCCUCACCUCGGCCACUGUGCUGUUUGUAGGAGGGAAGGCCCAAUGUCCCAACCCCUUCGAGGGCGUCUCACCUCUAAGGAAGAACAACAAUUACGCAUAGCGAACGGGGGCACGGACCCGAUCACUGAAAUUGAUAUGGCUCUGGUUAACAAUGUCGAAAAUGUGUUAUUCCGAUGCACUACUUGCCACCGAGGAUUCCACGCGGAACAUCUUCCCCAAAUUGACGGAAAAGACAAAACGGACAAAACGGACCCUUUCAGUGAAUACAAACACUGGCAAUGUCAUCAUUGCUCAUCUACACCAGAUGAAAUAGAGGUCCUCGUGGCUUGGCGUCCUCUUCAAUCCAAAGUUGCCGUGGGGAAGUCAAUUUCACUACCUGAACUUAUUCCAGAGAUUGAUAAAGAGUACCUCAUCAAAUGGAAAUCAAAGUCAUAUUUCCGCGCAACUUGGAUGCCUGGUGACUGGGUAUGGGGUGUCAGCAGUCCUGCCAUGCUGCGGGCUUUCUACAAUACCCCUCGGAAACCAAUCUUCACGAUGAAAGAGGCAAUUCCUGAAGAGAAUCUUCGGGUAGACAUCGUGUUCAAUGUUUCAUGGGUGUCAGAAGAUGAUGCCACGAAUCCUGAGAUGGUUGAAGAGGCAUACGUCAAGUACAAGGGAUUGAACUAUGAAGAGGCAGUUUGGGAGGUCCCCCCUAAACCAGAGGAGACUGAGCGAUGGGAAGACUUCAAGGCCGCCUUCGAAGAUUGGUUGCGCCGAGACACGAUCCAGCCUGUGGAUCCCAAAGAGCUCAAACAUCAUCUCGCAGCUACCCGCCAAUUGGAUUUCGAGACCGAGUUAGUACUGCAAGCCCAACCAGAAAUGAUCACUCAUGGUGAGCUUAUGGAGUAUCAGCUCGAGGGCGUGAAUUGGCUUUAUUAUAUGCAUUUUCAGCAAAGGAAUGCCAUUCUAGCAGACGAUAUGGGCCUCGGUAAGACAGUCCAAGUCAUUGGCCUAUUUGCGACCCUCAUCAAGAAGCAUUCGUGCUGGCCGUUUCUGGUAGUUGCUCCGAAUUCAACGGUUCCUAACUGGCGACGGGAGAUCAAGUCAUGGGCACCGGACAUUCAGGUUGUGACGUAUUUCGGGUCCGCAUAUGCGUGCCAAAUGGCUCGUGAACAUGAGAUGUUCCCAGAAGGUGGCAAGCAUCUCUGCUGCCAUGUGGUCAUUGCUUCGUAUGAGAGCAUGAUAGAUGAUGAAGCAAAGAGGGUGCUCUCAAAAGUUCAUUGGGCAGGUUUGGUGGUUGAUGAGGGCCAACGCCUAAAAAAUGAUAAAUCUCAGCUCUACGAGCGCCUUGCUCGCAUGAAGUUUGACUUUAAAGUUCUUCUCACUGGCACUCCUCUUCAGAACAAUAUCCGGGAGUUAUUCAAUCUCAUUCAAUUCCUUGAUCCAAAGACGAAGGCCGACAAAUUGGAAGAAGAGUAUGGCGAACUCACUUCAGACAAUAUCCGAAGUCUUCAUAAAAUGAUUAGUCCGUUCUUUCUUCGUCGCACCAAGGCCGAGGUUCUGCCAUUCCUACCGCCGAUGGUGCAAAUUAUUGUGCCUGUCUCGAUGUCUUUUGUGCAAAAGAAGUUGUACAAGUCAAUCUUGGGAAAGAAUCCUGAACUGAUAAAAGCCAUUUGCACAACUCAUGUCAGUCAGCUCAAGAAACAGGAAAAACACAACUUGAACAAUAUUCUCAUGCAGCUCAGAAAAUGUCUGUGUCAUCCAUUCGUUUACAGCCGAGAAAUUGAGGAAGUCACAGACAAUGCUAGACAGGCUCAUGAGCGCUUGGUGGAGGCUUCAGGCAAAUUUCAGUUACUAAACCUCAUGUUGCCAAAGCUGCAAGAGCGCGGCCACCGUGUCUUGAUUUUCAGCCAAUUUCUUGAAAAUUUGGAUCUUGUUGAAGAUUUCCUCUCCGGGCUUGAGCUGCGCUACUGUCGUCUGGAUGGAAGAUUGGUGGCUCGGGAGAAGCAAAAGCAAAUUGAUCAAUUUAAUGCGCCCGACUCUCCCUACUUUGCUUUUCUACUGUCGACUCGGUCUGGUGGUGUUGGAAUCAACCUUGCGACGGCUGAUACCGUCAUAAUCAUGGACCCAGACUUCAAUCCAAAGCAAGAUAUGCAAGCUUUGUCCCGGGCUCAUCGGAUCGGCCAGAAGAAUGUCGUCCUUGUCUACCACCUUACAACACGAGCAUCCGUGGAGGAAAAGAUCAUGGAAAAGGGCAAGAAAAAAUUGGCCCUUGACCAUGUCCUCAUUGAGCGCAUGGAAGACAUGGAAGAUGAAGAAGACUUGGAAUCUAUUUUGCGUCAUGGCGCCCAGGCUUUGUUCGAAGACGACCAUUCAGCCGAUGUCCUUUACGACGAGGAAUCCAUCGAUAAACUCUUAGACCGAAGUCAAGCCGAAAAGGCCGAGGAGGCGAAGAAGAAGGACAAAGAUGCCAAGGAUGCCAAGGAAGGAGAUGCUCAAGCAAACAAUCCGCAAUUCAAUUUUGCUCGUGUUUGGCAAAAGGACGGUGGCACUUUGGAAGAAGUAACCCUGAGCAAAGAUACACCUAUGGAUGAGGACGUUUGGGCCAAGAUUUUGAAAGAGCGCGAGCACCAUGCUCGUGAAGAAGCUUUUCGCAAAGCUGAAGGAUUCGGUCGAGGGAAGCGAAAGCGAGCUCAAGUCAAUUACCAGACCGCACAGGAAGAGGCCAACGACCUUGAUGGUGCAAAUUCGACCACGGUGUCUCCCAUCAAGAAGCGCAAGAGCAAGGCGAGCAGUGAGAGCGAUGGCGAAUUUGAACAGAAGGGCGACGUCGAAGAAUCUGACUCUGCCAACGAUACAGCCGGGGAUGUAGAUGAUAUGGAUAUUGACAUUGAGCCUCUCCGCCCGAAAAAGAGCCAUCCAUUUAAGCGUAUUAAAGUUCCUGUGGCCGCCCCAGCCUUGGUGGGUCUUGACGGCACUUCAGAUUCAGAUAGUAUUGCGCCUUGCAUCGCAUGCGAAAAAAGCCACGGGCUUGGCCAAUGUCCCUUGAAAGAGGCUGGCGUCGAACACUGUCCGCUCUGCGGCCUGGCACACCUUGGAGGACGGCGAGCUUGCCCUCAUUUUCAUUCCACAAUCCAAAUCCGGCGUAUGCUGGAAGCAUUGGCUCAAAGCAAAGAGGCUCCCAGUCUUGUUUCUGCAGCCAAGAAAUAUCUGCGUGGAGUCCUCGGUCACUUAAUGUCAAUCGAGCGCAAACAAUCCUCUCUACAUAGUGACUCCGCCGAUCAAAUUCCGACAAGCCAAAUUCCGGCUUCGCGAGUACCUGCUACUGCAGGGCACCCUCAACCUACUCCCAAUCCGCAUUUUGGUCCACCCAGGCUCACAACCAAUGCCGCCGGCUCGGAAAAGAGCAUGGCACGGCCUUCCAUUGGUACAUUCGCGCAUCAGCCACACAGAAAGUCUUUCCACAUGGCUGAAGUAUCUAAUCCCGCAACCCAUACCGCAAGCUUUGGAACUAGCCCGACCUGGCCUGUUCUCGGUAGUUUCACGCAUCAACCCUCGACGCAGCCGCAGAACAGAAUUACAGCGCAGCAGCCUAGCCUACUUGGAACCUCGCGGUCCAUGCCCUCGAGCCAGAGCACGUCGGCCCAACAAACUCAGACAUCCAACAACGUACCAGUUGUUGACUUGACUGGACCCGAGGGGCUGGAAAGCUACUCUUCUCCAUAUCCCUACGUUUCUCCCCAUCUCAACAACCCUGGACACCACUCGGCUCACUAG
Molecule: messenger RNA, 4848 nt
Organism: Penicillium pulvis
Lineage: Eukaryota; Fungi; Ascomycota; Eurotiomycetes; Eurotiales; Aspergillaceae
Exons: 1
Coding region: 1-4848 (1615 amino acids)
Biological process (GO): negative regulation of transcription by RNA polymerase II; chromatin remodeling
Cellular component (GO): chromatin; nucleus
Molecular function (GO): DNA binding; chromatin binding; ATP-dependent chromatin remodeler activity
Source: RefSeq, a predicted model, not a curated record